CUAGCACAACCUCAAGAACAAUUGAUCAAUGACGAAGAGGACAAUAGUAUUAUUUUUGGAGAUUAUGGUACUUACUUUGCAGCUAAAUCAAGAGCGCAACAGGAAGAAGAUGAUCAAUAUCUAACAUGGGAUCAUCAAAGGCGUGUUGAACAAGGUUUAUCCCCAGAAUUGCCAAAACUCUUUGAAGGUUGCAUAAUUCACGUGAAUGGGCAUACUAGACCUGGUAUCCAAACUUUACAUAAAUUGAUUAUUCUAUACGGUGGUAAAUUUAUUCAUCAUUUGAGUUCGAAAGGUGCUGCUACUCAUGUUAUUGCUAGUCGAUUAACACCUAGAAAAGAGAUUGAAUUUCGAAAUUAUAAAGUGGUAAGACCUGAAUGGGUAACAGAGAGUAUCGAACAAGGCAAAAAGCUGAAAUGGAGUGAUUACUCUGUUAUCAAGGUUGAUUAUGGUCAAAAAAGAUUGCCAUUCGAAGAACAAGAAACAAAACCAAUCAAUGAUGUCAUGAUGGAUGAAGCUAUUGAUGCCAAACACCCUGAUUUCUUGAAAAUGUUCUUUACAAAGUCAAGACUUCAUCACUUGAGUACUUGGAAAUCAGAUCUUCGUGCUGAAUUCUUAGCUGUUGCUCUAAAUCAAGCAAAGGAGAAGAAGUUACAAAAAAGAGAAAAGCCAUCAAUAAAAGUCAUCAUGCACGUUGAUUUUGAUUGUUUCUUUGCAACAGCGUCGGCUUUGAAGCAUCCAGAGAUUGAUUUUAAAACCACACCAGUUUGUGUUUCACAUGGUGGAAAUAAAGGGAACUCCUCAGCUGAUAUUGCAAGUUGUAAUUAUGUGUGUCGUAAAUAUGGUGUUAAGAAUGGUAUGUGGGUUAGAUCAGCAAAAAAACUAUGUCCUGAACUGGUUUGUCUUGAUUAUGAUUUUCCAACAUAUGAUAAGAUUUCCAAACAGUUUUAUAAUAUUUUGGUUGACUUGAAACCUGAUUGUGUCUUUCCUGUGUCUAUUGAUGAAGCAUUAUUGGAUAUUUCUUCUCUAGUGGAUGAAUUUGAAUCUGUUGAAAGUGUUGAGAAAUUAUGUUCCGAACUUCGGUCAAAAGUUUUCGAUAUUACCAAAUGUUCUGUCAGUACUGGAUGUUCAAAUAACGUUCUGUUGGCUAAAUUAGCAUUGAGACAUGCCAAACCAGACGGUCAAUUCUAUUUACAUGAUGAUAUAACUGAUUUCUUGAGAGAUAUUAAUGUGAGAGACUUACCUGGCACUGGUUAUGCAAUUGAAAACAAACUAAUUCAAGAGGUCUACCCUCACUCCACUGAGACUAAUGAUAGGGUCACUGUUGAUGAUUUGUUGAAAAUAGACAAGAUGAGGUUGAUAAAGAUCUUUGGAAUGAAAACUGGUAGCAAACUGUUUGAUUAUGCUAGAGGAAAUGAUGACACUUCCAUUGAUAUUUCUGAAAAUCCUCAAGAAUUUAUGAGAAAAAGUGUUUCAAUUGAUGUCAACUGGGGUAUUAGAUUUGAUACUAUUGAACAGGUUGAUACGUUUUUGUUCAACCUAGGUAAGGAAAUGUCUGAGCGUUUAGCGAAAUUGAAUAUGUGCGCUCUUCAGAUGACAUUGAAAAUACUUAAAAGGGCUAAGGAUGCUCCAAUUGAACCACCAAAAUACUUGGGUUGUGGUAAAUGUGAUGCGCUGUCAAAAAGCUCGAAAUUUGGAGUUCCAACAGAUGAGUUUAGAUCGUUUGGUACAGAAGCAAGGUCGUUAUUCAGGCACAUUGGUUGUGAUCCAUUUGAGCUAAGAGGUGUUUCAUUAUCAGUUGCAAAACUAGUUUCAAAAGAUCAAGUAGGAAACCAAAAACGCCUACCAUUCAAAAAGGUUGAUUUUGAAACGUUUAAAAAGCAAAAAUUAGAAAACUCUUCACCAGAAAAAUCGUAUGAACCUGUACCUGAAAUCCCCAAAGAAGUUGACAUAGAAGUUUUCAAUGCUUUACCUAUUGAAAUCCAAAUGGAGCUGAAAGAAGAAUUAAGAAGAAGAAGAAUCCCACUCAAUCCACAAACUCCACAAAAAGAUAGA
Hansenula anomala is the source of this 2052-nucleotide messenger RNA. It is a transcript of the gene REV1, whose product is annotated as deoxycytidyl transferase. Gene Ontology annotation, molecular function: DNA-directed DNA polymerase activity; deoxycytidyl transferase activity; damaged DNA binding. Gene Ontology annotation, biological process: error-free translesion synthesis; error-prone translesion synthesis. Gene Ontology annotation, cellular component: nucleus. The annotation marks the transcript as partial. Lineage: Eukaryota; Fungi; Ascomycota; Saccharomycetes; Phaffomycetales; Wickerhamomycetaceae. The transcript has 3 exons. The record is from RefSeq and is a predicted model, not a curated record.